AUGGACUUUGAGCAUCAUGACUCAAAGAGAAGAAUAAUAAAUUUGAGUGCUGUCUCAAAACUAAUCCAGAACAUUCAGCACGGUCCCCGUGAUGCAUCUAGCAAUCCUAACGUCAAUGUGGAUUUGGUUGGAAAGACAUUGAGGACCAACCCGCAUGCUGCGCAUAAAUGGAAUAAAGGUCUUUCCACACAUAUUUUACGUAAGAUUGUUGAUAACGUGUGUGAUGAAGAUGACAAGAGACAUUGUGUCAUCUUUGACAGUGAUGUGAAUCCUGAAUGGGUGCAGAACUUGAGCAGUGUUCUGGAUGACAACAAACUCCUUACCUUACCCAGUGGUGAACGGUCAAGCAACAAUCUUCUUGAUGAACAAAUACUGACAUGGAAGAUAACAGUGACUAGCUUUUUAGACAAAGGAUUUGUCAAAAACUGGGAAAGUGCAUUGGGAUUUGGUAUACCAAUGUUGAUCCAAGGCGUCAAAUAUCUUGAUCCAAUUCUCAAUCCUGUUUUGAAUAAAGAGCUAUGUACAAUGAGCAGGUGGACGUGUGCUGAUCCAACUAGGUAA
Messenger RNA from Melampsora larici-populina 98AG31, 561 nucleotides. RefSeq lists its product as uncharacterized. Gene Ontology annotation, molecular function: minus-end-directed microtubule motor activity; dynein light intermediate chain binding; dynein intermediate chain binding. The transcript has 3 exons. Gene Ontology annotation, biological process: microtubule-based movement. Lineage: Eukaryota; Fungi; Basidiomycota; Pucciniomycetes; Pucciniales; Melampsoraceae. The record is from RefSeq and is a predicted model, not a curated record. Bases 1 to 561 code for a protein of 186 amino acids. Gene Ontology annotation, cellular component: dynein complex.